Messenger RNA from Danio aesculapii, 1632 nucleotides. It is a transcript of the gene tnfaip8l1, whose product is annotated as tumor necrosis factor, alpha-induced protein 8-like 1. The transcript is spliced from 2 exons. The record is from RefSeq and is a predicted model, not a curated record. Lineage: Eukaryota; Metazoa; Chordata; Actinopteri; Cypriniformes; Danionidae. Bases 272 to 832 code for a protein of 186 amino acids. Gene Ontology annotation, biological process: regulation of apoptotic process. Gene Ontology annotation, cellular component: cytoplasm.
UGAAACUUUUCGAAAAGGUGGAGUCAGGUUACAAACUCUGGUAACCAAACGCGAAAAGACGGAGAAGAAAACGCUUGAAUUAUUUACACCAGCGGCUCAGACCCAACGCAUACCUGUCGGACGCCUUUCACCGGCCUUUUAAGACAGUUUUAAGGCUUGUCCAUGCGGCUGUAGGCUGUUUAUUGGUUGUCAGGGUGUUUAGAUGGAGGUUUGAAGAGCGAAAGAUACACUUUAGACGUCUUGUAUCCGGUUCAAAUAGGGGAGAGACAUCAUGGACUCAUUCAGCACCAAGAACCUAGCCCUGCAGGCGCAGAAGAAGCUCAUGAGCAAGAUGGCGACCAAGACGGUGGCCAACCUCUUCAUAGAUGACACCAGCAGCGAGGUACUGGACGAGCUAUACAGAGUCACCAAAGAGUACACGCGCAACCGCAAGGAGGCCCAGAAGAUCAUCAAGAACCUCAUCAAGAUGGUAGUCAAGCUGGGCGUCCUCUACCGCAAUGGUCAAUUCAAUAAUGAGGAGCUAGCGUUAGUCGAGCGUUUUCGUAAGAAGGUGCAUACGCUGGCGAUGACGGCUGUUAGCUUCUACCAGAUCGACUUCACUUUUGAUCGACGCGUCAUGAGCAACCUACUUAACGAUUGCCGUGAACUUCUGCACCAAGCCAUCAAUCGGCAUCUAACGGCCAAAUCUCACGCUCGUAUCAACCACGUCUUCAAUCAUUUCGCCGAUUGUGACUUCCUCGCGACGCUGUACGGACCUUCGGAAGUGUACCGCGGCCACUUGCAGAAGAUCUGUGAAGGAGUCAACAAGAUGCUGGAUGAUGGGAAUCUUUGAUGAUGACCUCUGAAGUCUUUUUAUUAUUUAAACAUGUUUUCGAUGUUUGUUUAAAACGGAAGAUCUCCUGCCUUAUUUUUGCGCUAAAUUAAAGUACGUUUGUACUUGAAGUCGAAUGUUGUCAUACAUUUUUACGGUUUACAGCGCAAAUGUAGUGCUCCUGUUUGCCCAAAGGCAAUGUGAGAUUCAGAUAUCAGUGGAAAUGAAGGACCAUUUACAAAGCUUUUUUAAUGCCGAGAGGAAAUAUUCAAGCACUGCGAACACAGAAUGCACUGGGGGGACACAAAAUGAAACUGUUCAUAAGUAAUUUAAGAAAAUUUACCAUAUCAUCAGGCCUCUCGCUUCCUGAAAACGGACACUAAAUCUGAAACUUAAAUGGAAGAUGUUUUUGGAUCAUUUUAACCCCUGUGAUUUCUUAACUUAAUCAUAUACAGAGCUGUGGCAGGAAAAAUCGUUAAAGAAAUCGAUUUUUACCAAAUGCAUCGUGAUUCUCUUGUAUGCUUUCCAAACAGCCGAACUCAGCUUGCAUCCAUUUCCUUACAAAUACCACUUGAACCUAAAUAAUCAAUAAUAAAGUUGGGAAAGGUAUAAGCAAAUUACAAAAACUGUUAUAAACUAGCAUUAAACGGUGUCUUUGCUUUGCUAAUAAUUGCUUGGAGCACCUCUGCUGCUAGAAAUUAGCCUAGAGUGCUAUCUUUUAUUAAAAACUAGCAUCCAGCACCAUCUGCUGCAAAAAAAAACUGGUGUAGAUUGCCAUCUGCUGUUAAAAACUCACCUAGAGCGCCAUGUGCUGUUUAAAA